This is a messenger RNA of Impatiens glandulifera, 1574 nucleotides long. Its product is annotated as pentatricopeptide repeat-containing protein At1g77170, mitochondrial-like. The transcript has a single exon. Gene Ontology annotation, biological process: RNA modification. The record is from RefSeq and is a predicted model, not a curated record. The coding region runs from base 40 to 1410 and encodes 456 amino acids. Lineage: Eukaryota; Viridiplantae; Streptophyta; Magnoliopsida; Ericales; Balsaminaceae. Gene Ontology annotation, molecular function: RNA binding; protein binding.
AGAAAAAUGAAUUGAAACCAACAAAUUUUAAGUCAACUGAUGAUGGCCGCAGCAGCCUGUUGCCGGCGGCAAGGUUUCAUUCGCUGGUUUUCAAUUCGACAGCUCAAACUCCCAUCUUUCAAUCUCUUCCAUAGUCAAACUCAAGAUCCAGUUGAAUUCCUUCACACCAGAUUAUCAACUAGUUCCAAUUUAAAGGAAUUGAAUCAAAUAUAUGCGCAAAUAAUCCGAACCCACUUCCUAGAAUCGCAUUCAGCUCCGUUUUACUGGAACAGCAUUAUAAGACAGUAUUCUAGGUUAGAUGAACCAGCUAAAGCACUGUAUGUAUUCCUAUCCAUGGCGCGAGCUUUUGUUAACCCGGAUUCUUACACACUCCCCAUCGUGUUAAAGUCCGUUUGUCAAUCUUUUAAUUCAAACUUUGGUCAUCAGGUUCAUUGUGUUUCCAUGAAACAUGGGUUGCACUUGGAUGAAUUCAUCGAGAGCGCACUGAUUAGUUUUUACUGUAAAUCCGGUACAUUUGAGAAUGCACGCAAGGUGUUCGACGAAAAUCCUGAGAGAAAAUUAGGUUCAUGGAAUGCUAUUAUUUCAGGUCUUUCACAAGCUGGUUGUGCCAAGGAAGUUAUUACAAUGUUUCUGGAGCUCAUGAGAACCGGUCUCCGGCCAGAUGAUGUCACAAUGGUCUGCGUUACAUCAUCCUGCGGGAGCUUGGGAGAUUUAAACUUAUCUCUUCAGCUUCACAAAUGCAUAUACCAAGCCAAAACAUUUGAAAGAUCAGACCUUUUGAUGUUAAAUUCUCUAAUAGACAUGUAUGGAAAAUGCGGUAGAAUGGACUUGGCCAACAGAGUUUUCUCGAGAAUGGAAGAACGAAACGUGUCGUCGUGGACUUCAAUGAUCGUUGGCUACGGAAUGCAUGGUCACGUGAAUGAAGCCCUGGAUUGCUUUAGUUUAAUGCGAGAGGCUAGAGUUAGGCCUAACUAUAUAACAUUUGUGGGCGUUCUAAGUGCGUGUGUGCAUGGCGGGAGAGUGGGAGAAGGGAAACGAUAUUUUGAAAUGAUGAAGAAUGAAUAUGGUAUCGAGCCGAGGUUGCAACAUUACGGGUGUAUGGUGGAUUUGAUUGGUCGGGCAGGGUUGUUUGAGGAAGCGAAAGAGAUGGUUUUGAAUAUGCCGAUGGAAUCGAAUGUGGUGGUGUGGGGUAGUUUGAUGGGUGCUUGUGAGAAAUAUGGGAAUGUGGAGAUGGGUGAGUUUGUGGCUAAGCGUUUAAUAGAAUUAGAGCCAUGGAAUGAAGGAGUUUAUGUUGUUCUUUCUAAUAUUUAUGCAAAUCAUGGUCUUUGGGAAGAUGUGGAGAGGAUGAGAGGAUUUAUGAAAGAUAGGAGACUUGAUAAAAUUCCUGCAUAUAGUUAUUCCGGAAGCUGAAUCUAUAGGUUUUCUGAUUUUUUUUUGCUCUGAUUUGUGUUUGUAUCGUGUUUCCGACUCCAAAUGGGAUGUAACAACUGGAUUUAGAGUUAUUUUUCAUUUGGUUAGAGCACUGAGCGAAAUCGAGUUGGUGUUUCGCUUGAAGAUUUUAUUUAGGCACCUUU